Molecule: messenger RNA, 2741 nt
Organism: Caenorhabditis angaria
Lineage: Eukaryota; Metazoa; Nematoda; Chromadorea; Rhabditida; Rhabditidae
Source: the annotation of a GenBank genome assembly
AUGUUGAUUUUAUUAGCAUUUGCUCUCGGUGUCUUUGAUAUUUCAGAAUCCACCACAGUUGAAUUCUUGACCUAUCCUUCUUGUCGUCUUAAUACCAAUUGGUGUUUUGUUUUUUUCUUACUGGAAUAUGACGCAGGGUGAGUGAUGAGUCAAAUAUCAAACAAUAAAAAUAAGAAUUUUCAGAUUGCCCCCUAACUAUGAUAAUGUUUACAUAUCAAAUAGAAUUUGUUCACCGUAUAAAAAAACAAGGAGUCUAAACAAUAAAGUUGAGAUGCCUUCUGAUGGAUUGCCAUUAUCAUUCACGCAUCAUGAAUUAGUUCUAGGUUUUCGACAUAAUUGUACAGAGACUGGAAAAAUUCAUGAUUUUGUUGCCUAUGAGAAAAAUGUGCCAAUUAGCGUAAAAAAGUUCAAUUUUUCAGUUCAUCCAGAUUUUACCGGACAAGGAAUGCAUUAUGAGGAUGAUAAGGAACGAGCUUGGGAAAGAACAGAGUUUCAGAAUAUACAAAUUGAAGAUUUUGAGGGGGGCGUCUUUCAGUAUGAGAAUAUUAAGUUAGAAGCAUGGAAAUAAUUUUCGCGUGAAUUUUAAAAAUACAUUUCAUGACAAGAGAAUAAAAAUGAAAUUGCAAAUUUAUGUGUUUUUACAGUAGUCACAUUGAUUUUGAUGCUGAAUUUUAUGCUCGAAGUGGUCAGAAAUACGUUUGACAAACAAUUUCAUCGUUGGUCCCAACAAAACUGCAUUUUUUUAAAGAAAACCAAAUUUGAGGAAUUUUCUAAAUUUCAGCGAGAAAAUUUCAUAUUAUCUUUCUGAUCUUUCAAAAACGCAUUGUUUAUCCAUAGAAGAACAAUUUUUUGGAAAACAAAUUCGCUUGAAAAUUUUCAUCAAAAAAUCAUUAGGGUCCCCUCUUAUCUCAAAAAUAAAAAUUUUCAAAUUUCUGAAAAAUGAACAUCACCACGUCAUCCGGAACCCUUAAAAACCCUAACACCAACUUUUUAGCAACUAAUAUAACCUAUUUUUGGAAAAAAUUUUUCUUGAAAAUUUUCAUCAAAAAAUCAUAAGGGUCCCUCCUUAUCUCAAAAAUAAAAAUUUUCGAAUUCCCAAAAAAUGAUCAUCACCACGUUGUCCAGGACCCUCGAAAACCUUAAAAACAAAUUUUCAGCAAAAAAUAUGCAGUAGUUUCGAUUUUCCAAAAUUCCACGUGGCAAAAGUACGUGAAAAACACGUUUUCACGUAAAAUGAAUAUGCUCACGUGAUUCGCCAUACCCGAUAACCUAUGAGUCCAUAUCUACUAUAUACUAAUUGGGAAAAUUUUUUUGGCAAGAGUCUGUCCGCGGUCCGUUCUCAAAACUGUGCGCAUAAAAAUUGAUGAUCAAAAAAAGAAAAAGUUUCUAAAUGGUGGCACAAUGAUGCGCAUUUCAAAAAUUCUCCCUCUAAAUGUAUGUGAGUGCGCGGAGAGUGAAAAGUUUGAAAAUCUCAAUGUAUUUUUCGAUUUUAAAAUGUGUCGCUCGACUUUUCUCAAUUUCCAGAAGACCAUUUUUGAUGAGACCUUCACUAUUCUAUCCUAAAUUCUUUCCCAUCGAUGCGCUAAUAUUCAAUUUUUCAAAAAAUGCGCGAGUUUUCACGUGAAAAAUCAAAACUUUUUUCAUGUAAAAAAGAAUGAUCACGUUUUUAUUUGAAAAAAAUAUUAGGACACGUUUCUUAUCUGAUCGUUCUAUUCUCUGAAAAAGUCAACAGUUUUUGGGCAUUUCUCAAUGUUUCUCUUUCCCUAACCGGAAAAUUAAUCAGAAAAAGUAAGCCAAACUACUGUAGAUGGCGUUAGCCAGCGAAGCCCUUCUAGUAUUUAUUAUAACUCAACUCCACUUUGAAAAAUGUCGAAAAAAAUAUUUUCAAUUUUAAAGGGACAUCGAUUUAUCAAGCAGGUCUCGUUAUGUACAGUAUGAUUCGCAGGCAAUUGUCACGAAAUCAAGGCCUAAAAUAAUUUUUCUCCUAAAUUUUUCAUUUUUCCCUUUUUUUAACCUAUUCUAUUUCAUCUUAAACUCAACCUUUUUUCACUCAAAAAUAUACCAUUUUGUAGCUCUUUUCGAGAUCUUUAAGCUCUUUUUACUCUCAUUUAACCUAUCUCUUUCUGAAAUGCUCAAAAUUGAGCUCAAAGUCAGACGCUUAAAAUUACCUAAUUUUAGCCUAAAAUUAUUUUUUUUCGAUCAAAAAAAUGUCUAGUAAGUUGUGUAUGAGUUUUUCAUAGCUUUUUUUGUUGUUUCUAAUUACUUUCUGACACUUUUUUGUUUGAUUUUCGCCAUUUUUUAUCGUUUUCACUUCAAAAAAUUGUGUUUUUCAGCUUUCUUCCGUCGGAAUGUUUGUGAAAUUGGCGAAGCUGUUUUCUUGUUGUUGCGGAAAGAAGAAAGAAGCACCAACACCUCAAUUGACUGCUCUGAAGCUCAAAAAACAAUCGGUCAAACCAGUCAAACCAUCAAAUGCUAAUGUUUCUUAUACUGGUCAAUCAACCGAAUCAAUUGGGUGUUGGCUUCAUGGAUCUGAUAGGGUGAGUUGAGAAUUUGUCUAGAUUUACUGUAGAUUUUAGCGCUAAAAAUUGCCCAAUUUUGAAAUUAAAAUGCCUAGAAUUACUGUAGAAAGCUAAAAACCAACAAUAUUUUUCCAGGCCGGCUCCCCUCAAGAAGUCACCCCUCUUGCUGUUGUCGCCAUUGAGGAUGCGGAACUUGCAGUCGAGGCAACUCAACGCGACUAG